AUGGAGGGUCGACAACGUGUGCAGCAGAACGACCUGCUGCUACAUGAGGCGGUCAUUAAGAAUGAGCCGGCGGCCGUAAGGGAAGCGUUGCAGCGACCUACAGACGUCAACUGUAGGAAUAAUUACGGAAGAGCUCCAAUUCACUGGGCAGCCAGUAGAGGAAAUGUGGAAAUUAUAAAUUUACUCAUCGAUGCCAAAUGCGACAUAGAAGCUGUAGACAAGUUCGGAAUGCGGCCUCUGCUGAUGGCAGCUUGGCACGGGCACCUGGAUGCUGUGAAGACGCUGGUACAAGCCGGCGCUUGUCUUGCGGCUACUAAUAAGAAACACAACGACCUCCUACAAUGCGCCUGUGUCAAAGGUUCAGUGGACGUCGUCGCAUAUGCAAUGACUCUUGGAGCGAGUGUACAAGGUACGGACGCUGCUGGGGACACGCCACUGGCGCUGGCUGCGAGAGCUGGACACACAGCUGUUGUGGAGUUGCUACUGGAGAAAGGCGCGUUCAUCGAUGCCGUCAACAAGACUGGACGUACAGCGCUACAUGUAGCAUGCGAAGGAGGUCACUCAGACACCGCUGUUCUCCUAGUAUCCAAAGGAGCAUCGCGCGAAGCGAGAGACAACUCGGGCCGCACUCCUCUCCAUAUUGCCGCUGUUCACAGACACACUGAACUCGUACGAACUCUACUCGAGACGGACUGUGAAGUCGAUACUACUGAUAAUAAUGGCGUAACGGCGUUACAAAUGGCGUGCGCACAGGGCUGCAGAGGUAUUGUGGAGCACUUACUUGCAUUCGGUGCGAAUGUUCAUUUGCAAAAUAAUGUCGGCUCAUCAGCCUUGCACGCGGCGUGCGCUGCUGAUGCGGCAGACAUCGUUGAACUUUUGCUGGCGCACGGAGCUGACCCCGCACUCACUGAUAAGUGGUCCCAAUCACCAGUGAGUGUCGCAGGCAGUGCAGCAGAGUCGCCACCGGAAGGCUUCCGCCGAGCAGCUAGAGGUUCUUUCUCUGCCAUUCUGGAUUUGCUCACAGCUACGGCCAACGUGGAUUACCAUCAGGAUCAAUCAGAUGGAUCGUCAACACUUCGUGCUGAUGACAAAUCAGGCGGUCAUUCACCUGCUCCGAAUGAAGGCUGCGCUCGCUACAGGGAGCUGUGCUACAGAGCAUCGCAGGCGCAUCUUCCAGAUGAAAUGCCGCCGCAUCCAUGUGACUGCGUCAACUGUACCUCGCGACGAAAUUCUUGUAAUGAGCCCUGA
Parnassius mnemosyne (clouded apollo) is the source of this 1248-nucleotide messenger RNA. The record is from the annotation of a GenBank genome assembly. Lineage: Eukaryota; Metazoa; Arthropoda; Insecta; Lepidoptera; Papilionidae.